AAGAGUAGUGGAAUUUUUGGUGUAUUAUGGAGAAAUGUUAAGACAUUUCUUAAAAAUGACUGCAAGACACUCACAAGAUCUUUGUUCGUAAGUCGAAGUCACUAUCCAAAUCCAUCCACAUUCUUACCAAAUUCAAAUCCAACUUCCCAACUCCUUCUUCUUCUUCUUCUUCUUCUUCCAAUUCUUCAUUCUCUAACUCAAUUUCUGAAGCCGACUCUGUUUCUGGGACUUCUUGAAAGAAGAAGAAACGCAAGGAUUUGGGUCCAAUUACUGCUUGCCGCGGCCCGGGACUCAUUUUACGAUCGGAAUCCUAUGUCUUCGAACUUUUCCUCGUUUUUAGUUUGUGGGUUUUCAGGUUUCAUUUUCUUAAAUGCUGAAUUAUCUUGGAGAUAAAAAGGACGAGAGAAUGAAGAUGAGGAACAGAUACAGGAAAUCAACUGCUUUACGUUGUGAUGCGGGGAGCAGAUGUUUGAUAUCUGUGGUAAUUGGGAGUCUUAUGGGGUGUAUUCUUCUGCUGAACUUAUAUUCUGCUAUAAGGCCUGCGGAUGAGAUAGGUCAGCAUAUUCAUCUUCGAACAAGUCAUCAUCUUCACUUUCCUGAACUUGAAGAGGUGGAAGAAGAAAACAUUCAAAUUCCCCCUCCCCGUAAGAGAUCUCCACGUGCAACAAAGCGAAGACCAAAGAAAACGACCACACUGAUCGAUGAAUUUCUUGAUGAAGAUUCACAGAUUAGGCACAAAUUCUUUCCUGAUCAAAAAACUUCCAUUGAUCCGAUGAUCACGGGAAAUGAUAGUAUGUUCUAUUAUCCAGGGAGAGUUUGGCUUGAUACUGAAGGGAAUCCCAUUCAAGCUCAUGGAGGUGGAGUGUUAUUUGAUGAAAGAUCUGAAACAUACUACUGGUAUGGAGAGUAUAAAGAUGGUCCCACCUACCAUGCUCACAAAAAGGGAGCUGCUCGGGUUGACAUUAUAGGUGUCGGUUGCUACUCUUCCAAAGACUUGUGGACCUGGAAAAAUGAAGGCAUUGUUUUGACAGCGGAAGAAACAGAUGAGACUCAUGAUCUUCAUAAAUCGAAUGUGCUCGAGAGGCCAAAAGUAAUCUACAAUUCAAGGACUAGAAAAUAUGUAAUGUGGAUGCAUAUUGAUGAUGUAAACUAUACCAAGGCUUCUGUUGGUGUUGCCAUCAGUGAUUACCCAACCGGUCCAUUCGAUUAUCUCUACAGCAAAAGACCCCAUGGAUGUGAUAGUAGAGACAUGACAAUCUUCAAAGAUGAUGAUGGUACAGCCUAUCUUAUUUACUCCUCUGAAGACAAUAGUGAGCUUCAUGUAGGAUCUCUCUCAGAAGAUUAUCUCGACGUGACCAAUGUAGCGAGAAGGAUUCUCAUCGGCCAACACCGAGAAGCACCAGCUUUGUUCAAGCACCAGGGAACUUACUAUAUGGUCACAUCAGGGUGCACGGGAUGGGCACCCAAUGAGGCACUAACACAUGCAGCUGAGUCAAUAAUGGGUCCAUGGGAGACAAUGGGAAACCCGUGUAUGGGAGGGAACAAAAUGUUUCGAUUGGCUACAUUCUUUUCUCAAAGCACAUUUGUUCUUCCCGUACCUUCAUAUCCCAACUUGUUUAUUUUCAUGGCAGACCGAUGGAACCCUGCAGAUCUUAGAGACUCGAGGUACCUUUGGUUGCCAUUGAUGGUUGGAGGACUUGUGGAUGAACCCCUUGACUACAAUUUUGGGUUCCCUUUGUGGUCAAGAGUGUCUAUAUAUUGGCAUAGGAAGUGGAGGCUUCCUCAAGGCUGGAAUUCAUUGAAAUGAUGCUAAUUGUUCUCAAAAUCUCCCCCUCAAUGUACCAUAUAAUAAAGGUCUUUGUUUUAUUCUUUGGGUGUCUCAAAUAAUGUUCACUUACUUCAUAUUAUAGGCAAAAGAAUAUUACUCUUGAGAGAAUUUAUACGUUUAUUUUUUUGUUUAAUUAAAUAAUUUAUGAUAUCAGUUUCCAAA
Molecule: messenger RNA, 1990 nt
Organism: Cucumis melo (muskmelon)
Lineage: Eukaryota; Viridiplantae; Streptophyta; Magnoliopsida; Cucurbitales; Cucurbitaceae
Exons: 3
Coding region: 371-1807 (478 amino acids)
Biological process (GO): carbohydrate metabolic process
Molecular function (GO): hydrolase activity, hydrolyzing O-glycosyl compounds
Source: RefSeq, a predicted model, not a curated record